GUUUGUGGUUAUAUCAAGAAUUUGCAAUUACCGUUCUUCUUUAAACUCUUCUUUGAUCUUUACAUACUCCAACUUACUAAUAGUAUGGCUAUUCGGGUAACUAGAAUUAUGCAUGCCAAGCAGAUUCUUUGUCAGACGAAACUGUUUGAAAAUCAAGCCGCCUCCACCUCAACAGAUGUUCCCAAAGGAUACUUGGCAGUCUAUUUUGGGGAAAGCCAAAAGAAGCGAUUUGUAUUUCCAAUUUCAUUAAAUCAGCCUUCAUUUCAGAAGUUGUUAAGUAUAGCUGAGGAAGAAUUCGGAUUCAACUAUCCAAUGAGUGGUCUCACAAUUCCAUGCAGUGAAUAGUACUUCAUCAG
Molecule: messenger RNA, 356 nt
Organism: Durio zibethinus
Lineage: Eukaryota; Viridiplantae; Streptophyta; Magnoliopsida; Malvales; Malvaceae
Source: RefSeq, a predicted model, not a curated record